Molecule: messenger RNA, 1269 nt
Organism: Penicillium longicatenatum
Lineage: Eukaryota; Fungi; Ascomycota; Eurotiomycetes; Eurotiales; Aspergillaceae
Exons: 10
Coding region: 1-1269 (422 amino acids)
Molecular function (GO): monooxygenase activity; FAD binding
Source: RefSeq, a predicted model, not a curated record
AUGUCCGGGCCAUUUCGUAUCGUUAUUGCUGGCGGUGGCAUCGCUGGCCUCUCAGCCGCCAUUGCGCUCCGUGGUCCUAAUAGGCAAAUCACAGUAUUGGAACAGUCAAGCCUGUGCAAAGAAAUUCGAGCCCUCAUUUCAUUGCAACCUAACGCGUCCAAGAUCCUUCAAUCCAAUUGGGAUUUGAAAAAUGAACUGCACAAUGCCCGAGAGAUGGUAGACGAAGGCUUUCGCAUCCACAACACCGAUGGAACGUUGGUUAAUACCAUUCCCCUUCUCGCAAAGCCUGAAUAUGGCUCAGAUCGGCUCUUGUUUCAUCGGAAAGACCUGCAUGACGUUCUGAAAGACGCUGAUGUUUCACCCGAUCGCGAGGGGGGAGCCUGCCAUCUUGCGGCUAGCAUCGCGGGAAUCGUGACUCUAGAAACCGGGGAAAGGAUUAAGGCAGACUCGAUUAUCGGCGCGGAUGGAAUACAUAGUGUGCUUCGGAAAUAUGUUUUGGGUUCGGAGCCUUGUGCAAUGCCAACAGGUCAUUCUGGUGGUCUUCUCAAGUCGUAUCGUCUGAUGAUUCCCUCUGACAUUCUUGAGGGAAAAGAACCACAAUUUUGCGCAAAAAUAAAUCUUCGUGAUCCAUUCACGUCAAUGAUAGUUGCCCAUGACUGUCAUAUGAUCAUAGGGCCCAGAAGACAAGGCGAGUGCCUGAUGGUGAGUCAUGUUAUUGAUCUAAUGAUUUUCUGGAUCAUCGCUGCUGAUCAUCAUAGACCAAUGAACGAAGACCCCCACGCCAAACAGUCUUGGGUAUCAAAGGGUGAUUUGGAGAAGAUGAAGAAGACUUUUGCCAAUUUCCCAACUUGGGUAACAGACAUCUUCAAACAUUCACCAGAUCUUGGACUUUGGCAGCUUCGGGAUCUUGACCCUCUUGUGACAUGGCACCGAGGCCGAGUAAUUUUGAUUGGUGAUGCUACACAUGAUAUGCUACCAACGCAGGGCCAGGGCGCUAGCCAGGCGAUUGAAGAUGCGGAAGCAUUGGGCGCCUUUUUUGAGGACGUCACAGAGGCACCGCCUUUCCAUUCCCUCACCGAGACUCUUGAGGAUAUCUUCCAGAGCCGGUAUACCCGAGUCAGCCUGAUCCAAGCAUAUAGCCGACAGGCAGCCAAACCUGCGACCGACAAGGGCGCCAAAGUAGUGAACAUGAAACCGGAUGAGUUCAUGGACUACAAUUGUAAGUAUUCCGGGGCAAAGCAGUGGAGAUUGGAGCAACUAGCAAAUUAA